AUGGCUAUUCCUUCAAAACGUGCUCGUUUCUUGAAACCUGGCGAAGAGGAUCUAAUCGUUUCAGAAGAAAUUGAUGAAAACGCAGAAGGGUUAGUUGUCGCAAAUAUAACGGGAAUCCGUCAGAUUGAUCAACAGCGUCAAAGUUUACCCACAUUUAAAUGGCGCAGUCAUUUUCUUUACCUUUUGGAGACAUCUAGAGUUGUUGUUGUAACAGGAGAAACUGGGAGUGGAAAAUCCACGCAACUGCCGCAAUACAUAUACGAGGCUGGUUGGGUUAAAGGGACUUCGAAAUACAUUGCCGUAACGCAGCCGCGUCGUGUUGCAGCCAUCACCUUAGCAACACGAGUAGCUGAAGAGAAAGAUUGUAGACUUGGCAACGAAGUGGGUUAUCUGAUUCGAUUUGAGGAUUGCUUCAAGUCAGGCCGAACAUCUAUUCUCUACAUGACAGAUGGAAUGCUGAUUCAGGAAAUGACUCGGGAUCCUCUUCUUCAAAAUUAUCGUGUCAUCAUACUGGAUGAAGUCCACGAGCGUUCACUCCAGGUAGACCUUCUUUUAGGUCUUGUGAAAAAGAUUUUAAGAAAAAGAUUAAAUGAUCUUCGCGUGGUUAUUUCUUCCGCCACUCUAGAAGCCCAAAAUUUUAUUGAUUACUUCAAAGAUCUGAAUCUUCGUGAUUCUUCGGUUCUUGAUGAAACAAUCGGGAAGAGUUUAACUCCAGUUUCACAUCUUCAUGUCGAGGGAAGACAACAUCCAGUGAAUGUGUUCUAUUUGCAGGAUCCGACACCUUGUUAUGUCACAGAGGCGCGUAAAACUGUCUUUAAAUUGCACGAGAAUAGACCCCUUGGUGCUGAUAUACUCACCGACUGCCUUCAAGUCAUUCUUUGA
Messenger RNA from Rodentolepis nana, 882 nucleotides. The record is from the annotation of a GenBank genome assembly. NCBI's taxonomy places the organism in Eukaryota, Metazoa, Platyhelminthes, Cestoda, Cyclophyllidea, Hymenolepididae.